UCCUGAACCAGAUCAUCAGGAAUUCAGCCAGCAAUCGAUCCAAACUUCUUCUUCAACCAAGUUCCAGACCUUCAAUAUAUCAGACACUCUCAGCUCCGUUCAAUAUGCGUUUCACUCCUGCUCUCACAGCAGUUCUAGGCCUCUACGGUGUUGCAAAUGCAAUUCCAAACCCCAUUGCGGCGGCUUCAGUUCCAACCACUGGCAGCCAGGCUCCUUACCCAGCUACCAAGCAGUCUGGCAAUAGCACGUAACGCCCUAGCAGAAUUCGACAUCGUCUGGUGGUUCCUAUCCUUCGGUCUCCCCACCAUAUCCUACACCGCUUACGGUAACUGGGGAACAUGCUACAACAUCCCAGGCCUUUUUGGUGUUGAGACUGGGAGCAUCAAGCCGGAGAGCGGUAGUCCUGGUUGUUGGGUCUAUCCGAAGACUAAUUGUGUCGGCAAUUAUACUGUUAUUGGGCCCAAGGGAGAUGAUAUCUGGGAUGGGAGCAGUGGGAGUUUUAUUUGUGAUCCGCCGGCUUCGAAGUAAGAUGUCUUCGAAGACUGGUGCGGUUGAAUGGAUGGGGAUGAGGUGAGGUGAGGUCAGAUGAGAAGAGGAAGAUCGUGUGAAGCGAGGAAAGGGGGAGGAAGGCU
Molecule: messenger RNA, 632 nt
Organism: Mollisia scopiformis
Lineage: Eukaryota; Fungi; Ascomycota; Leotiomycetes; Helotiales; Mollisiaceae
Exons: 2
Coding region: 157-528 (123 amino acids)
Source: RefSeq, a predicted model, not a curated record